AUGAUGCCAAGGUUAUCAACUCAGCUGAUCAUUGCAUUAGUCUUUAUUCCCACUGCCCUGGGACAAAAUCUUCUGGAAAUCUAUAAAGCCAUGAUGAAUGAUCAAGCGGCUCGAGCUAAAACUCCUCCAAUCAAUAUCGAAUUCUUUGGAGAAAGUUUGUGUCCAGAUACAACGAGAUACUUCCGGAACCAUAUCAUGCCCGUUUGGACAGCCUUGCAAGCAUCCUCACUUGUCAAUGUCACUUAUCACCCAUUCGGAUUGGCGGAAUGUAGACGAAAAGACGGUGUCGUAAGAUGUACUUGCCAACACGGACCCGCAGAAUGUCAAUUAAAUAUGCUACAGGCCUGUGUCAUCAGUGCUCUUGAAUUCCCUCAACUUUAUCUUCCAAUUGUGAACUGUAUGCAAGGAAAAAGUCAAUUUGCCUCUGCCAUCGACGACUGCAUUGUGAAUUUCCGGCCGAGACCAGAUCUCGAUGAAAAUUUUAUGACCCGAUGCGCUCAAAGUCAACUCGGAGCAAAACUAAUGAUGCAACAUGGAUACAGACAACGAGAGGUCGCUCCAGAACUUGAUUGGGUCCCUUGGAUCCUCGUGAACGGAAGACGAUCCCAAGCUGCUGAAAACCAGCUGAAAACUAUAAUUUGCUCAUUCCCGGAACCUUCUCGUUACCAAUACUGUAAAACGAGUGAGGAAUUUAUUAUUUCUAAAUGA
Caenorhabditis briggsae is the source of this 708-nucleotide messenger RNA. The transcript is spliced from 5 exons. Gene Ontology annotation, molecular function: oxidoreductase activity, acting on a sulfur group of donors, disulfide as acceptor. The record is from RefSeq and is a predicted model, not a curated record. Lineage: Eukaryota; Metazoa; Nematoda; Chromadorea; Rhabditida; Rhabditidae. The coding region runs from base 1 to 708 and encodes 235 amino acids.